UGUCGGUGGGCGGCAUCCUUUGAAGGAUUAGCAAUGGAUUAGGAGGGUAUGUCGGGGGUGGGGCGGCACCCUUUGAUGCGCUCCCGACAAAAUUUUCCUCUUCUUUUACAAGGGGAGGGGUCCGACAAAACCAAAAGGGAGAGGGAAUGCCGCGGUAAAAAUCAAAAGGAUAAGUGGGCGAGGAGGGCCAGACAAAAGAAGAUAGUGUGAGUAAAUCAAAAGGAUGAACAUGGGUAGUAGUUUACUAAUUAUGUAAUUAACUGUAUGAACGAGGGAUCCACUCAAACAAAGGGUGUAAGAGUGUUGCGGCUAAAAUUCUUUGAUCUUUCCGCUUAAAUCCUAUGGGUGUAGGGGGUUUUCGGAAGAUUUCAUUGAUAAUUUGUAUGAUCAAUUAGCACUAUUAAUUUGUUCUUCUCCUCUCCUACUACUCUCUUCUCCUCUCCUACUAAUAUUCCUCUUCCCCUCUCCUUUCCCCCUACUCCUCUGCUCCUCUCCUUUCCUCCCACUUCCACUCCCUAAUCCUCUUCUCUCCUUUCCUCCUCUCCCCUCUCAUUUCCUCCUACAACUCUUCCUCUUCUCCCACUACUACUCCUCUUCCCCUCUCCUACUACUCUUCCUCUUCUCCCACUACUAUUCCUUUUCCCUUCUCCUUUCCUCCUACUACUUCUCCUCUAAUUUCCUCCUACUCCUCUGCUUCUCUCCUUUCCUCUUACUCCUCUCAUUUUCUCCUACUCCUCCUCAAUUACUACUUCUCUUAUCUUUUCCCCUCUCUUUUCCUUUCCUACUACUCCUCUCUUUUUCUCCCCUUCAUACACACGUCAAAUCCUUUUGCAAAACUACAGUAUACAAUUGAUUCAAG
Molecule: messenger RNA, 859 nt
Organism: Meloidogyne enterolobii
Lineage: Eukaryota; Metazoa; Nematoda; Chromadorea; Rhabditida; Meloidogynidae
Source: the annotation of a GenBank genome assembly